CUAAAAGUGUUAUUGAGAUGAGAGAUUAUAUUGGUAUGAAAAGUGCUGUUGGAGAUUGUAAAGUAAAGAAAUAUUUUGAAGUGGAGGUGUUUAUGUUGGGAUGGAAAAUAUUGUUGAGGUAG
Molecule: messenger RNA, 122 nt
Organism: Cetraspora pellucida
Lineage: Eukaryota; Fungi; Glomeromycota; Glomeromycetes; Diversisporales; Gigasporaceae
Source: the annotation of a GenBank genome assembly